GAAAUUCCGGCAUCGAAAGCAACUGUACUGCGCGGACAUGAAAGUGAAGUAUUCAUAUGUGCUUGGAAUCCAAGUCGAGACUUACUUGCAAGUGGUUCCGGUGAUAGCACAGCGCGUAUAUGGGAUAUGUCUGACGCUAUGGCCUCGCCAAAUCAAUUAGUCUUGCGUCAUUGCAUACAGAAAGGCGGUGCGGAAGUACCGAGCAACAAAGACGUUACUUCUUUGGAUUGGAACUGCGAUGGUACAUUACUUGCUACUGGAAGUUAUGAUGGUUAUGCUCGCAUUUGGAAAACUGAUGGACGCUUAGCUUCAACUCUUGGACAACAUAAAGGGCCAAUAUUUGCUCUAAAAUGGAAUAAACGUGGUAAUUAUAUACUUUCCGCUGGUGUAGAUAAAACAACGAUUAUUUGGGAUGCAUCUACCGGUCAAUGCACACAACAGUUUUCAUUCCACAAUGCACCAGCGCUUGAUGUUGAUUGGCAAACAAAUGUUUCAUUUGCCUCAUGCAGUACAGAUCAACGUAUACACGUUUGUAAGCUGGGUGUAGAUAAACCUAUUAAAACCUUCCAAGGACACACUAAUGAGGUAAAUGCUAUUAAAUGGUGUCCGCAAGGUCAGCUGUUAGCUUCUUGUUCCGAUGAUAUGACACUAAAGAUUUGGUGUAUGAAACGAGAUCAUUGCUGUCAUGACUUGCAAGCACAUUCCAAGGAGAUUUACACAAUUAAAUGGUCACCCACAGGACCGGGCACACAUAAUCCAAACACUAAUCUUAUUCUUGCUUCUGCUUCAUUUGAUUCUACUGUACGUUUAUGGGACGUAGAACGUGGGUCUUGCAUACAUACUUUGACAAAACAUACUGAGCCAGUGUAUUCAGUAGCUUUUAGUCCUGAUGGCAAAUAUUUAGCAUCAGGUAGUUUCGAUAAGUGCGUACACAUUUGGAGCACACAAUCUGGACAUCUUGUGCAUAGCUAUAAGGGCACAGGGGGAAUUUUCGAAGUUUGUUGGAACUCUAAAGGCACAAAAGUUGGUGCAAGUGCAUCUGACGGCAGUGUAUUCGUUUUAGAUUUAAGAAAAUUUUGAUCUAAGUCUCAUUCUCGUAGAUCUUACAUGCAUUAACGAUAAUCAUUUUAAUUUUAUUUGACAUUUAAACAUAUUGAUCUUUUAAUAUAACAUAAGAAGUACUGAUUGCGGUCAUGUACACAAAAUAAAAUAUUUUUACAUGAUAUUUUCUAACAAAAUGACAAAAAUGCGGGAGCAGAUUUCCUAGUGACAAAAAAGUCGUAUCAAACUGGUUCAUUUUCAAUAUUAACCGAAAGUAUUUUAUAGAAUAUAUUCCUCAAACAAAAACAUCAAUCAAAAGACUCGAAAUGAUUUAUCAAUAAUUAAAUGGAUAAAUACUUUUAUACGCUUUACGUAUAUCAAGAUCUUAUCUUCAUAUUUUUUAAUAAAAGUAUUAUCCAUCUGUCACCCACUGUUUUUUCCGCAAAAGGCGUUUUAACUAAUAAAGCGUUUUUGUGCGUAUUUGUCGAAAAAAUCAGUGGGUAAUGAUCGAAAGUUUUGUAAAAUAAGAAUUUUGACGUAGUAAAACAUUAGAAACUCAUUAA
Teleopsis dalmanni is the source of this 1604-nucleotide messenger RNA. Its product is annotated as F-box-like/WD repeat-containing protein ebi. Gene Ontology annotation, molecular function: transcription corepressor activity; protein binding. Gene Ontology annotation, cellular component: histone deacetylase complex. The record is from RefSeq and is a predicted model, not a curated record. The transcript is spliced from 2 exons. Gene Ontology annotation, biological process: regulation of transcription by RNA polymerase II. Lineage: Eukaryota; Metazoa; Arthropoda; Insecta; Diptera; Diopsidae. The annotation marks the transcript as partial.